CCCCGCCACACCCAGGGCCGCCGGCGCCGCGCGCGGGAUGGGGGUGACGGUGGAGGUGCGCCAGGUGUACAAGUACCCCUUCGAGCAGGUGGUCGCCAGCUUCCUCCGGAAGUAUCCCAACCCCAUGGAUAAAAACGUCAUCUCUGUAAAUACUGUGGAGGAAAAGAGAGAUAUAGCAACAGGAAUCAUCUACAGAAAGAGGAUUGCAAUCUGUCAGAAUGUGAUUCCAGAAAUUUUAAGGAAGGUGAGCAUCCUCAAGGUGCCCAAUAUCCAGCUAGAAGAGGAAUCGUGGCUGAAUCCUCGGGAAAGAAACAUGGCCAUCCAGAGCCAUUGCCUCACGUGGACGCAGUAUGCAUCCCUGAACGAGGAGUCUGUCUUCCGGGAAAGUGGAGACAAUCCAAAUUGGACUGAGUUCAUCCAAAGAGGCAGAAUUUCUAUCACAGGGGCCGGCUUUUUCAACUGCAUUUUGGAAACUUUUGCCAGCACAUUUUUAAGACAGGGAGCCCAGAAGGGAAUUAGAAUAAUGGAGAUGCUGCUAAAAGAACAGUGUGGUGCCCCUUUAGCGGAAUAAAGAAUUAUCAGGGACAUGUGGUUUAUCUGCUUAGGCUCAAGAAUUACUUCCCUGCCACAAACAUUAUAGACCCAGUUUUGGAAAUACGGCUCUAAGGAUAUGGUGUCAGCAGCAUAAAGGAAAGAGGGAGACCCUUAAGCCAGGACUGAAAUGAGAACCUCCUCUGCAUCGUGCCUCGAGUGUCAGCCCUCACGGACAGGAACCCUCUCGCUGGAAUUGUAUGGCCUGGUCUUUUUAUGAUUUUACAGAUAAAGGAAAAUCCCACGCAAGAUGAAGCCGCCCUUCUUCAGGAUGUCCUGCUAACUUCCCAGUGACAGUGACAGGUUGGCCAAGCCCGGACAGCCCACUGUACUCUUCAGUCACCAGCGUCGUUGCUGAUGCUGAGCGGAUUCUUUAAUUUGGUUUUGUUUUGUUUUGGGGGCCACACCGAGCAGUGCUCAGGGCUUUCUCCUGGCUCUGUGCUCAGGGAUCACUCCUGGCAGAGCUCAGGGGGGUCAUACGGGGUGCCCGGGAUCAAACUGAGUUGGACGCAUGCAGGGCAGAGUGCCCUACCCAAUUACUGUUGCUCCAAGUCCAUGCUUCAAGGGUUCUUGAGAGAACACGGAGUGGAGAGUGAGGAGCAAAAAUAGAAUCCGGCUCCUCCCAACUCCUGUGAUGCGGAUCUGACAAUUUGUGGUUUGAACUGGGCAGAUGGGCAGAUGUAGCUCAAGAACUUCCUGUCUGUGUUGUGAUGAUUAUACAAGUUCGAUAUGAAAAAAAUCACAGAUUUGGGUGUCCAACAGACAGACCUUGAUUUGAAUUUGUGUGCUGAUUCCCACCAGCUCAGUGAUCUUUUAAAUCUUUCUGAAAGGACAUACUUCUUAAUCAUUCUGAAGCUCAUUUCCCAAAGCUAUAAAAUGGGAAAUGCAAUGGAAUAUCCACUGUGAGGUUAUUGUUCUGAUUUGAGAUCAUGUGUAUAAAGUGCCUGGCAUGCAGCCGGGUGCAUUGGAGAAGUCCAGUAAAUAGAAGCCAUUAUUAUUAUGUGGAACCAUUUUGAAAAUGUGCUUUUCAAAUGUAAUAUAAGGUAGUAUUACUGUUUGAAAGUUAGAUGACAGUAGUUUGCAUUUCUCAUGAUCAGAAGCCAAGAUAUAAAUGAGCACUGCUAAGAGACUGAAGAAUAUUUGAAUUCAUCGUAAGAUAAAAUUUGGGCCAUUAUUGGAAAGUGUUAGGAAAAUUGUUGUUUUUUAAUAUUAAAAAUUUUCCACUUAUUCCAUUGAUGAAUUUCAAAGCAGUCAUAUAUUUUAAAAACAAGCCUACUUCAGUGAACCUUUUAUGUAGUUGAGCUGUUUAUGCUGCCUGAAUUUUGUCUCAGGAUAAUUUCCCUUCAUUUCUUUAGCAUUUCAUUUUGUACCUGUGUUGGAAGGAAAAUGAAUGUAGAAACCAGAACACACUUGGACCUCCUUUUCCACCUUCUGAGUGGCAUUUGGUAGCCCUGUGAAGAAGGGCCAACUUCCAAAAGCAAGUGGUGCAUGAAUUAUGGACGUGAGAGGCAAGAAAUUGGUAUUUGGAGGAUGUUAGUGCUAUAUUUUGUACUCAACAAUUUGCAUCCUAUAUUGGCAGGAGUUCUUAACCCUGACUGCCCAUUAGGACCAACUGGGGCGCAAUCCGGAUGCCCAGGUUACAUCUCAGGCCAGUAUUUUGAACAUCUGGGAGUGGAACCCAGAAAGUCACAUUUCCAAAGGUGAAAGUCAGAUUGCACAUUUCCCCACAUUUCCUUAGAUGAUUCCAAAAGGGAGCUAAGAAGGAGACCACCAAAUUCUAAAUGAUCUGCAGACAUCAUCUUAUUUAUUCUUUUAAAAAUGUUUUUGUUUGGGGGGUCAUACCCAGUGGGGUGCUGGUACUAUUCCUUGUUCUGUGCCCAGGGAUCACUCCUGGUGGGGCUCAGAGGACCAUAUGGGUCUCUAGGGACCAAACUCAGGUCGGCCUCCGGCCUUAUCCACUGGACUCUCUUCAGCCCCUGUCUGAAUUCUUUCUUGACACCUUUGUGUUAAGAGAGGAUUUUUUGUGGCAAUAUUUGCAUGUGAUAGAAAGUGGAACCCAUAGAAGUAUCUGGAGUGACUGGCACAAAUGUCCACAGAAGCCUGGCAGAGCUGGGGGCCAUUAUCAUAAGAGGAAGGCAGUGGUGCCCAGUUUCUGCCCAGCACUGCCAUGUGGCUGUUGUUUUUUUUUAAAAAAUUCUAAUUUGCAAUUUUCCAGGAAAAUAAGGAACUAAAAAGGAGAGACAUUCACCAAUCUUUUCAUGUUGGCAAUGAAUUUAUAAUUGCUUAAAACAUUGUGCUGGCCAAACAAAACAUAUUUGCCAGUAGUUCUCAGCCUUCUCAGAGCUAAGCACCAGCCUAACACAUCCCGGCCAAUUUUUAAUCGAUUUUCAUUUUCCUCUUCUGAAAGUGUGUGUUCUGUCUCUCCAAGACGCUUUUCAAUGUGUUUUCCUCCAUUCCCAAGUAAUUCUCUGGACUUGCAUCAAACACUUACUCAGUAUUAGUUUUUUUUUCCCCCCUGGUGAAUACUCAUUUCUUCAAACUCUGUAGCUAAGAAAUCUUUGGCUCUUAUUGAAGAUUAACUAGGUCUUGUUAGAAUUGAUUUUUUUAUUGUCAGAGUCCUGUUCCUGUGAUAAAGCUCGGAGAUACCCCCAUUUGGCGGUAUUCUCUGAUUCACGUUCAAUGGCAGGAAUACCAGCACCAAACACUCAGCGCAGUUUGGAAAGACUGACUCUCAGAAUAGCCCGCCCAUCUCUUCCUUCCAGGGCUGCUGAAUCUCAUCUCAAAGGGUUCAUUCACUGGAGUAACCCUCCGCCUUCUACUUUGGUCAGAAAUCCUCGGAUGUGAUUCCCGGACACUUCUGGGACCCUGCCUGUAGCUCCUCAGGCUCCUUCUUCCACUCUCAUUAGUGAAUUGUCAGCUGGGAUCAGUGUUUUCAAACAAAUUCACCGGGAGAUUUGGUCUUUCUACAGACCUCACUGUGAGAAAUUCUACAUCAGGGGAGGUGCUUUUAGCUUCGGUGUCUCUCAUCACUCAAGAUGGUUUUGUAGCUAGAUGGGCCCGUCCAGGUGAUUGUCCAGGACACAGUCUAAGAUUUUAUGCAGCGAGAAGCUGACUUCAGCUAACCGUGCAUGAUUGAGGUGCUUUUAUCCUGAACGGGCUUUUACGGUUUCAAUCAUGUGGAUUUAAAAAAAGGUGCUGUUGUCUUUUUAUAAAAAUUGCUUUGCAUAUUUUAUGAGCAGUAUAUAUGUAAUAGUGCAUCAUUUAUGACACAUCGUGGGUGUGCGGUAUAGACAACUGUGAUUCGUUUAAGUGGAACACUGUUUUUGUUUUAUUUGCAUGGAACCCUUUCAUAAUGUACUUCCCCGAUUUUGCAAAUAGAACCCACUGAUGAUAAUAAAAAUCUGUCAGAGUUAUCCUAUACAUUUUCUUUAAGGUCCUCUUUAGGUUUGUUAAUGUCCCCACACAAAAUAGCCCUGAGUAACUCUGCCCUGAGUUUGGCAAUGUUUGUUUAUAGCUUUUCUCAUCUCUCCCAGUUUGUCAUUUCUCUUUGCCUGCCCCUCGGGACUUCCGCUCCCAUUUUGCUGUGUGGGAUUUGGAAAUCGUGUAACUGUUGAUUCUGUGGAAGGCUUCGAGAGGCUUUUCCAACAGUGAAAUGAAUGAAUGUGGCCACGUUGAUUUGGUGAUAUUACUGGAAGGACUCAGCUCUCUUCCUCACUUCCUUCCUUACCCUCAGCUGCGGUCAUCAGCGCCCUGGGCUCAAGGUUAAGUGAGCGCUGGCGACAAAUGACUGACCCUUGAUUUGUAAAUCGUGCCCUUCCCCCGAAUCAUGUUAAUAUUUUAUCUACCUGGUUCUAUAAUGUGAAGUGUAAGCCAGUGAAAAUUUAAAUGACUAUUUCUCAGGCCAAGUUUUUGUGCAGGAUAAAGUGUUUUUGAUUCAGUGUUAUUGUGAUUUAGACCGGUAAAUUGGUAUCUACCUAGGAAAUCCAAUCUUGCAGUCAAUUUGAAAUAAAGGCAUUGCAAUUCG
This is a messenger RNA of Sorex araneus (European shrew), 4615 nucleotides long. It is a transcript of the gene PRELID2, whose product is annotated as PRELI domain containing 2. The transcript has 7 exons. Gene Ontology annotation, molecular function: phosphatidic acid transfer activity. Gene Ontology annotation, cellular component: mitochondrial intermembrane space. The record is from RefSeq and is a predicted model, not a curated record. Lineage: Eukaryota; Metazoa; Chordata; Mammalia; Eulipotyphla; Soricidae. Gene Ontology annotation, biological process: phospholipid transport. The coding region runs from base 38 to 571 and encodes 177 amino acids.